GGCCUGUGGUGAGCGCGGGGCCGGCCGCAGGGGGCGGGCUGGAGCCUGGAGAAGCGCCUCCCUCCAGGUGCUGGGGGCCGGAGUCCGGAGAGAGACGCGGCGCGGCUGCUGCGGGAGGCUGGUCCCGGGAGGAAAUCAUUGUAAGCUUGGUGUCUUGGAAAUAUGGAAUCAAUCUCUAUGAUGGGAAGUCCUAAGAACCUCAAUGAAACCUUCUUACCAAAUGGUAUUAAUGGUAUCAAGGAUGCCAGUAAGAUCACAAUAGGCAUAUUUGGAAGUGGAGACUUUGCCAAGUCCCUGACCAUUAGGCUUAUAAAAUGUGGAUACCAUGUGGUCGUAGGAAGCAGAAACCCUAAAUUUGCUGCUGAGUUCUUCCCACAUGUGGUUGAUGUUACUCACCAUGAAGAUGCUGUAGCAAAAACUAACAUCAUUUUUGUUGCUAUACACAGAGAACAUUAUGCCUCUUUGUGGGACCUCAAGCAUUUACUUAUAGGUAAAAUCCUUGUAGAUGUUAGCAACAAUAUGAGGGUGAAUCAGUAUCCAGAAUCCAACGCAGAAUAUUUGGCCUCCCUGUUCCCAGAUUCGCUGAUUGUCAAAGGAUUUAAUGUCGUCUCAGCCUGGGCACUUCAGUUAGGACCAAAGGAUGCCAGCAGACAGGUCUUUAUAUGCAGUAACAAUGUUCAAGCUCGCCAUCAAGUUAUCGAACUUGCCCGACAGCUGAAUUUUAUUCCCAUUGAUUUGGGGGCAUUGUCUUCUGCAAGGGAGAUUGAAAACUUACCUCUGCGGCUGUUCACAUUGUGGAAAGGGCCGGUAGUGGUGGCUGUUAGUUUGGCCACUUUUUUCUUCAUCUAUUCUUUCAUCAGAGAUAUAAUACAUCCAUAUGUGAGAAAUCAGCAGAGCGACUUUUACAAGAUUCCCAUUGAGAUUGUGAACAAGACUUUACCAGUUGUUGCUAUUACUUUGUUGUCUCUGGUGUAUUUAUCAGGACUCCUGGCAGCUGCUUAUCAGCUUUAUUACGGCACUAAGUAUAGGCGACUUCCUCCCUGGCUGGAGAGUUGGUUGCAAUGUAGGAAACAGCUGGGACUACUCAGUUUUUUCUUUGCUACCAUACACGUGGCUUAUAGUCUCUGCUUACCUAUGAGGAGGUCUGAACGAUACUUGUUUCUUAAUAUGGCUUAUCAGCAGGUUCAUGCAAAUGUGGAAAAUUCUUGGAAUGAGGAAGAAGUAUGGCGAAUUGAAAUGUAUAUCUCCUUUGGAAUAAUGAGUCUCGGCUUGCUUUCUUUGUUGGCAGUUACUUCCAUCCCUUCAGUAAACAGUGCCUUAAACUGGAGGGAAUUCAGUUUUAUUCAGUCUACACUGGGAUAUGUCGCUCUGCUCAUAAGUACUUUCCAUGUGUUAAUUUAUGGGUGGAAAAGAGCCUUUGAAGAAGAAUACUACAGGUUUUAUACACCACCAAACUUUGUUCUUGCCCUUGUUUUGCCUUCUGUUGUAAUUGUAGGUAAGAUCAUUUUACUCUUUCCAUGUAUAAGCAGGAAACUGAGAAGAAUCAGAAGAGGCUGGGAAAAAAGCCAAGUUAUGGAAGAAAGAGGUGGGACUGUUCCACAUCUCUCACCAGAAAGGAUUACGGUGAUGUGAUGGUAGAAUAGUGUCCAUUAGCACUACGGUUGUCACUGGUCUUUUUGUUUUAAAACUUGUGUUUUUAGGAGUUAUAUAACUCACGUGUGAAAGUUGCUAUGGACUUGCUUGGCAUAUGGUACAAGCUCUCAGCCAAGGAAUGAGCAAUUUAUGUUUCUUCAGAAAUUUAAAAAAAAAAUCACUUCAAUUUUAAGUUACAAGAGAGCAAACAAUGUGAAAUCAGGAUUUUUUAAAUG
Molecule: messenger RNA, 1868 nt
Organism: Mauremys mutica (yellowpond turtle)
Lineage: Eukaryota; Metazoa; Chordata; Testudines; Geoemydidae
Gene: STEAP2
Product: STEAP2 metalloreductase
Exons: 5
Coding region: 163-1632 (489 amino acids)
Biological process (GO): copper ion import
Cellular component (GO): plasma membrane; endosome
Molecular function (GO): ferric-chelate reductase (NADPH) activity; cupric reductase (NADH) activity
Source: RefSeq, a predicted model, not a curated record